AUGACCGAUAAACUCCCUCCCAAUCUCCUCGCGCUCUUCGCGCCGCGACCACCUCUGCGAUGGGUGCCUCCCUCUGACCACGCCUCCGAGGACAGAAAGACAGCUUACAUCAGCGGACUCGCCUCCUUUCUCCCCCAGCUCGAAGAAUACAAGAAGACCGACGUCUACGUUCCCACAGAGUCAUGGUUGCAGAAGAAGGAUCGCAUCAAGGCGGAAAAGAGAGCUGCCCAGGAAGCCCUGACCAAGAAUGGACCUGCCACAUACAAGCCAGACGAAGAUCCGAACAUUCGGGGCGAUGCAUUCAAGACGCUUAUCGUUGCGCGACUUAGUUAUGAUGCGACUGAUCAGGAUAUUGAGAGAGAGUUCUCGCGAUUUGGCCCAAUUGAGAGAAUUCGAAUUGUUGUUGACACCCACCAAGAUGAAAAGCCUAACAAGAAGAAAAAGAAUCAUCGUGGAUAUGCAUUCGUGGUCUUUGAGCGAGAGAAGGAUAUGAGAGCUGCUCUUGAAAACUGUGAUGGUAUUCGUAUCAAGGAUCGCCGGAUCAAGGUAGAUGUCCAAAGAGCUAAAACUGUCCGUGGAUGGCUUCCUCGGCGCUUGGGUGGGGGACUAGGCGGGCGUGGCUACACCAAAGCUGCACCACCAAGACCUACUGGACCCGGCUUUGGUGGCCCGCCUGGACCUGGGGGACCUGGUGGAUUUAGAGGAGGUGGGUUCCGUGGAGGUUUCGACAGAGGACGAGGCGGCGGUGGGUUUCGCGGAGGCGGUGGUUUCCAAGAUAGAGGAGGAUAUGGUGGUGGUGGUGGCGGACGAGGAGGUAUCGGAUACCAAGGCUCGGGAUUCUCCCGAGGCGGAUAUAACUCUAACCCUCCAGCCGGGGCUCCAGCUGGUCCUCAAGGCCGCGGCGGCUUUUCUCGAGGUGGCUACGGAGGCUCUCCUGAUCGGAACGGUGGCCCAGGUGGGUAUCCACGCGACAAUGGCUACUCUCGUAGUGGUGAUCGCCCAUCGUAUGGCGGACGUGGACCAGGCGGGAGCGGAAGCAACAAUGAGCCGGUAAGACCAAGAGAUGGCUACAGAGAUGGUGGUAGGGAUGGAGGCCGAGAUGGCGGCCGAGAUGGCGGCAGAGACUCUGGUUACGAUCGACCGCGCGAAGACGACUCCCGUAAACGCCAGUACGAAAGCAACGGCUACGAGGAGUCUCGCGACCCACGCAAGCUCAGGAGGUACUAG
This is a messenger RNA of Drepanopeziza brunnea f. sp. 'multigermtubi' MB_m1, 1227 nucleotides long. RefSeq lists its product as uncharacterized. The record is from RefSeq and is a predicted model, not a curated record. Gene Ontology annotation, biological process: mRNA splicing, via spliceosome. Gene Ontology annotation, cellular component: U2-type prespliceosome; U1 snRNP; precatalytic spliceosome. Gene Ontology annotation, molecular function: U1 snRNA binding; mRNA binding. Lineage: Eukaryota; Fungi; Ascomycota; Leotiomycetes; Helotiales; Drepanopezizaceae.